AGUCACUCGUUCGUCGUACCGGCCGGUACGAGUUACUCGUAGCCACACGAUACGGUCCCGUGUCCCGUACGUUACUUUUUUUCCUAUUCGUACGUACAUAUGUACGUAACAUACCAUUCGCUGCUGUAAUGCACUCAUUCUACUGCUAAGGUUCCGAUUGCGAUUUCCAAUUUCCAAUUUCCAAUACAUCAAGGCCUUUCUGCCCCUCUCUGAAACUCCCAUGCGUUGUUUAUGUUUCAUCCGAAGAAWGCGCUUGAUUUCUGAUCUUUGAUACCGUAGUAUCGAAACAAAAACUAUCUUGAAUCACUCAUGAAAGAAUACAAUGGCCGAGCUCAAGUUGAUCAAAACGCUCUGGGGAAUUGAUGAUCCGGUGUCCCCGGAACUCUUUCGGUCCAUCCGCGACGAAGGAUACUUCGGGGUCGAGGUCAUACGGCUGUGCUGGAUUGACGAAAAGAGCGCGGACGUCCUUGUCGAGUCUCUUAACGAGGCAGGCCUAGGAUGUGUGGCACAGAUCCAUACGGCAGGUGGGUACAUCGAUCCGGUCACCGGACAAUAUGUCUACUGCGGCGCCUACGACGUGUCGGUACACCAGGACGACUUUUGCAAACAGCUGAAGGAAUGCAGGGCUCUCUUCGACCGCGUGGACAAGCAAUGUUUCGUGAACGUCCAUGCCGGUGUCGAUGCAUGGUCCAGCGACGAAGCGGUCCAAUUUCUCGGCUUUUGCCUGGACGAAAUCGAGCAAGCAAGGGCUUCCUCACCCAAUCUCACCGUUACGUUCGAAACCCAUCGGCAGCGCCUUUUCGGAAGUCCUUUUCAGACCCGAGACCUGUUGGCCCUCCCGGAACUUGCGGAAUCGAAGCACCUGAGGCUCAACGCCGAUCUCUCACACUGGUAUUGUGCGUGCGAACGGGUCUUCAAUCCCAGCGAGGAGGACCGGGACCGGUGGUGGCCGGGCGUCCUGGCAUCGAUAUCGCCGCGGUGCGAGUACAUUCACGCUCGGUUUGGAUGGGCCCAGGGACCCCAGAUGGCCGAUCCGUCCGCACCCGAAUGCGAGCAGGACCGCAAGCUUCAGAUUGAUAUCUGGAAGGAGCUCGUAAAAGCACAAUUGGAGCCGACCCACAUGAGUGGUGGUGGUCCCCGGGACGUAUUUGUAUCGCCCGAGUACGGACCGGCACCGUAUCUGACCGCGGCACCUCACACGCAAMAGCCAAUAGCAUCCCUGCCUGGUGCUGUCUUGUACACAAAGGGCAUCAUUGAAGAWUUGUUUUUGGAUUGUAMUAAAUGAUCACAAUGACUGCUUUAUUUCAUAAGGGUCGCSCAAGGGUCGCGCAAGGAUAGGAUUCCUGARAUCAAAGAAUACUACURGACUAGAUUGGAAUUUUCAUCCAAAAGUGUUUGAAGGUGCCCUAUUUGUAGAAGUGCAGUAUAGCCAAAUACAGUAUCAUUGCCCUGGCUUUCGCACCAGGACUAAGCUCAGAGGGUUACUAGAGGACGAUACUGGAAUUUUACAAACCUAAGC
Messenger RNA from Pseudo-nitzschia multistriata, 1519 nucleotides. The record is from the annotation of a GenBank genome assembly. Lineage: Eukaryota; Bacillariophyta; Bacillariophyceae; Bacillariales; Bacillariaceae.